CGUGGGCAGGCCACGGUGACCAUGUAGCGGGGACCCCCGAGGAAGCACGGGUGCCGGGGACGAGCUCGGCGCGGACGGCACGCAGCUUCAGCAUCUCCCCCAGCGUCCCGGCCCCAGCCCGCGGGUCCCUGCUGGGAACUCCGGCCUCCCGAGGAGGCCUGGCCCGGAGCGCCGCCAAUUCUCGCCGCGUCUCGCGAGAGUCCAAGUUGAAGGAACAUGGCGACGUCUAAUCUGUUAAAGAAUAAAGGUUCUCUCCAGUUUGAAGACAAGUGGGAUUUCAUGCGUCCAAUUGUUUUGAAGCUUUUACGCCAGGAAUCUGUAACAAAACAGCAGUGGUUUGAUCUGUUUUCGGAUGUACAUGCAGUCUGUCUCUGGGAUGAUAAAGGCUCAUCAAAAAUUCAUCAGGCUUUAAAAGAAGAUAUUCUUGAGUUUAUUAAGCAAGCACAGGCACGUGUUCUGAGUCAUCAAGAUGAUACCGCUUUGCUAAAGGCGUAUAUUGUUGAAUGGAGAAAAUUUUUUACCCAGUGUGACAUUUUACCAAAACCUUUUUGUCAACUAGAGGUUACUUUAUUGGGUAAACAAAGCAGCAAUAAAAAGUCAAAUAUGGAAGAUAGUAUUGUUAGAAAGCUCAUGCUUGAUACGUGGAAUGAGUCAAUUUUUUCAAAUAUAAAAAACAGACUCCAGGAUAGUGCAAUGAAGCUGGUGCAUGCUGAGAGAUUAGGGGAAGCUUUUGAUUCCCAGCUGGUCAUAGGAGUACGAGAGUCCUACGUUAACCUUUGUUCUAAUCCUGAGGACAAGCUUCAGAUCUAUAGGGAUAAUUUUGAGAAGGCAUAUUUGGACUCAACAGAGCGAUUUUAUAGAACACAGGCACCCUCGUAUUUACAACAAAAUGGUGUGCAGAAUUACAUGAAAUAUGCAGAUGCUAAAUUAAAAGAAGAAGAAAAAAGAGCACUCCGUUACUUAGAAACAAGACGAGAAUGUAACUCUGUUGAAGCACUCAUGGAAUGUUGUGUAAAUGCGCUGGUGACCUCAUUUAAAGAGACUAUUUUAGCAGAAUGCCAAGGCAUGAUCAAACGAAAUGAAACUGAAAAGUUACAUUUGAUGUUUUCGCUGAUGGACAAAGUUCCUAAUGGAAUAGAUCCAAUGUUGAAGGAUUUGGAGGAGCACAUCAUUAGUGCUGGCCUAGCAGACAUGGUGGCAGCUGCUGAGACCAUCACUACUGACUCCGAGAAGUACGUGGAGCAAUUGCUUACCCUGUUUAAUAGAUUCAGCAAACUUGUCAAAGAAGCUUUUCAAGAUGAUCCUCGUUUCCUUACUGCAAGAGAUAAGGCAUAUAAAGCAGUUGUUAAUGAUGCUACCAUAUUUAAACUUGAAUUACCUAUGAAGCAGAAAGGAGUGGGGUUGAAAACCCAGCCUGAAUCGAAGUGCCCUGAGUUGCUCGCCAAUUACUGUGACAUGUUGUUAAGGAAAACACCAUUAAGCAAAAAACUAACCUCUGAAGAGAUUGAAGCAAAACUUAAAGAAGUGCUCUUGGUACUUAAAUAUGUACAAAAUAAGGAUGUCUUUAUGAGGUAUCACAAAGCUCAUCUUACCCGACGUCUCAUACUGGACAUCUCUGCUGAUAGUGAGAUUGAAGAAAACAUGGUGGAGUGGCUAAGAGAAGUUGGUAUGCCAGCAGAUUAUGUGAACAAGCUCGCCAGAAUGUUCCAGGACAUUAAAGUAUCUGAAGACUUGAAUCAAGCUUUUAAGGAAAUGCACAAAAAUAAUAAAUUGGCAUUACCAGCUGAUUCAGUUAAUAUAAAGAUUCUGAAUGCUGGUGCCUGGUCUAGAAGCUCUGAGAAAGUCUUUGUCUCACUUCCUACUGAACUGGAGGAUUUGAUACCUGAGGUAGAAGAAUUUUAUAAAAAAAAUCAUAGUGGUAGAAAAUUACAUUGGCAUCAUCUCAUGUCAAAUGGAAUUAUAACAUUUAAGAAUGAAGUAGGUCAGUAUGAUUUGGAAGUAACCACAUUUCAGUUGGCUGUGUUGUUUGCAUGGAACCAAAGGCCCAGAGAGAAGAUAAGCUUUGAAAAUUUAAAGCUUGCGACGGAACUCCCUGAUGCUGAACUCAGAAGGACUUUAUGGUCCUUAGUAGCUUUUCCCAAGCUCAAACGGCAAGUUUUGUUGUACGAACCUCAAGUCAAUUCCCCCAAAGACUUCACAGAAGGGACCCUCUUCUCCGUGAACCAGGAAUUCAGCCUAAUAAAAAAUGCAAAAGUCCAGAAAAGGGGAAAAAUAAAUUUGAUUGGACGCUUGCAGCUCACUACAGAAAGAAUGAGAGAAGAAGAAAAUGAAGGAAUAGUUCAACUAAGAAUAUUAAGAACCCAGGAAGCCAUCAUACAAAUAAUGAAAAUGAGGAAGAAAAUUAGCAAUGCUCAGCUGCAGACUGAAUUAGUAGAAAUUUUGAAAAACAUGUUCUUACCACAGAAGAAAAUGAUCAAAGAGCAGAUUGAAUGGCUGAUCGAGCACAAGUACAUCAGGAGGGACGAGGCCGACAUCAACACGUUCAUAUACAUGGCGUAGCUGAGCACUGUGCCUCUGUUCGAGCAGAUCCUGGAGCACCUGGACAGAAAGCUGUCCCAGUUUGAGCUGGAGGAAGGUUUAUUUGGACUUUGAUUACAUAAAUAUUAAACUCUCUGCCUUACCUUACAAACGACUGUAUUUUGCCAGUCACAUUAGUUAGCAUGACGGCAUUCAUUCCCUUCAUGUUGCACACUCUUUAACAGCAUGCUGUUUCGUGGAGAAGAUUGCAUUCAUGGAGAGCGCCCAUUGUGGACUUCAAAGUCAGUUCAAUUUUACCAACCAGGAGAAGUAAUGUUUUGGAAGGGUGAGGGUGGGGUUCUUGUUUCUUUUACCCCCUUUUUCCUUUUCAAAGGAAUAGACUUGCACAAGGAAGGAUAUCAGAUAUUGCACUGAAAAAGGCUUUUAAUCUUUUUUUUUUUUUAAUGCAAUUAAAGCUAGAGGUAGCACUCUUAGCUUCUUGAUGAAAAGAGUGAAAUUGUCAACACCAUGUUGGGAAAGGGCAGGUGUACUUGAGAAGACGAAGAUGUAAUAUUAUCAAGUUGUUUGUUAAACACUGCUUGCAGUUUGAUAACUGGAUUUAAAUGGUGACCAGAAAAUGGUAUUAAAUACUUCUAUCUUACAAUCCUGAUUGUCAUUAAGCAGGAGAUUGCUGUUUUAGUUGUUUGUUGUUAAAUGAUAAGGAUUUGGGGUUUUCUUUCUAAGUCUUGUAUGGUUGGAGAGCUUGUUUGAAAAUAUGAAGAUUAUAAUGAA
Microtus ochrogaster (prairie vole) is the source of this 3309-nucleotide messenger RNA. It is a transcript of the gene Cul5, whose product is annotated as cullin 5. The record is from RefSeq and is a predicted model, not a curated record. Gene Ontology annotation, biological process: ubiquitin-dependent protein catabolic process. Gene Ontology annotation, molecular function: ubiquitin protein ligase binding. NCBI's taxonomy places the organism in Eukaryota, Metazoa, Chordata, Mammalia, Rodentia, Cricetidae. Gene Ontology annotation, cellular component: cullin-RING ubiquitin ligase complex.